This is a messenger RNA of Prunus armeniaca (apricot), 285 nucleotides long. The record is from the annotation of a GenBank genome assembly. NCBI's taxonomy places the organism in Eukaryota, Viridiplantae, Streptophyta, Magnoliopsida, Rosales, Rosaceae.
AUGGCACACACUAGUGGCCACUUCCUCCGGCCUGCCCCGGCGAGAAGGGAGUGGCUGCUGUCGUUAUGGGGGGAAGCAACAAAGACCUGCUGGGGACUUUGGCGGUUGAGUUCCAGACCCCCUUCAGUGCCUUCGAUUCUUGCCAUCAUUCUCUUGCAGGGCUCAAGGCGAGAUGACACCGAGGAAGAGGCGAGUGGCAGAGUAGAGAGGGGAGGCGAUCGGCCCAGCGCGCUGCUGUCGCUGCGUGAGCGCGGAGCUGCGACGGGGAGAGGGCAGGAGAACUGA